UUAUAGCCCACCACAAAUUUAGAACCACUCUUCCCCACACACUUAACUACAAGAAUAAAAUCCCUUAUCUCUUUUUCUUGGCACAUGAUCCCAUAAUGGAAGAAAACAACACCACCACCACAACCAUAAUCCUAGCAGCCCUCUCCACCCUCACACCACCACAAAUCUCCACCCUCACCACCACCAUCUCCACCCUCUUCCACUUCCACCGUAGCCGCCUCGCCGCCCUCCUGUCCUCACACACCAUCUUCUCCCUCUCCCUCCACCACCUCCACACCCUCUCCCUCCACCAAAAAUCCCUUCUCAUUGCAAGACAUUUGUUAUCAAUCCUCUCCCAACUUUCACACAUCCUCCGCCCGACAACCACCCGAAUGCCGCCCUACAUCAAUGACCGUGAUCUUGACUCGGUUCUUCUACUUCUGCUACUGUGUGAACUAAACCAACAUGAUCCCGAAUCAUUGAAGUCAUUGUCACCAACAGAUUGGCGGGAUUCGCUUUGCGAGUAUGUGUCCGCCACCAUGUUGACUCUUACAGGCAUUGGAUUUUCCACUAGUGAAAUAUUGAUGAAGUAUAUUGAAGUGAUGGCAAAAUGCAAGAGGUUUGUUGAUGUCAUGGGGUGUAGAGAUGGAAAGGAGAGGAAAGAGGUGGCGGCAUCCGUGGCGGCGGUGGUGGCGCUGCCGUCUGUGGAGGUGAAACAAGGAGGAAAGGAGUGUGUUGUUUGUAAGGAUGAGAUGAAGCAAGGGAGAGAUGUGUGUGAAUUGCCUUGUGAACAUCGGUUUCAUUGGAUGUGUAUAUUGCCAUGGGUGGUUAAAAGGAAUACGUGUCCAUGUUGCCGCCAUCGGUUGCCGACUGAUGAUGUGUACGGUGAGAUCGACCGGCAGUGGGAAGUUCUUGUCAAGAUAGGUGGCAGUUAUUUUUAGUUUUUGUAUGUAGUUUUACGUAGGGGUUUUGAUAUCAUUAAAAAGUUGUAAAUCUACAUGAACAACUAUGUAGUCAUGAAUUCUAUGUUUACAUGGAUGCCUAAAAAUUGGACAUA
This is a messenger RNA of Helianthus annuus (common sunflower), 1036 nucleotides long. RefSeq names its product E3 ubiquitin-protein ligase SGR9, amyloplastic. The coding region runs from base 96 to 920 and encodes 274 amino acids. Gene Ontology annotation, molecular function: ubiquitin protein ligase activity. Lineage: Eukaryota; Viridiplantae; Streptophyta; Magnoliopsida; Asterales; Asteraceae. The record is from RefSeq and is a predicted model, not a curated record. The transcript has a single exon. Gene Ontology annotation, cellular component: cytoplasm. Gene Ontology annotation, biological process: protein ubiquitination.